Molecule: messenger RNA, 957 nt
Organism: Paramacrobiotus metropolitanus
Lineage: Eukaryota; Metazoa; Tardigrada; Eutardigrada; Parachela; Macrobiotidae
Exons: 1
Coding region: 1-957 (318 amino acids)
Biological process (GO): G protein-coupled receptor signaling pathway, coupled to cyclic nucleotide second messenger; chemical synaptic transmission
Cellular component (GO): membrane; dendrite
Molecular function (GO): G protein-coupled serotonin receptor activity; neurotransmitter receptor activity
Source: RefSeq, a predicted model, not a curated record
AUGGCCUUCCUCGGUAUCAGUAUGGGACUGACCUUUCUAACGAACGGCGGUGUCCUGGCGAUUUUCUUCGCCUAUCGUGAACUGCGCUCACCCUUUUCCUUUUAUGUUAUGAAUUUGCUGUGUGUCAACCUGUACUUAGCGAUCGCCAAUCCCAUGCGCAUUAUCGACAACAUGAAUACCCUAUGGUUUCCCAAAACAUGGGCCUGUAAUUUUUUUAUCGUUAACGAUUGGAUUGGCAGCGCUAUACUCGGACACGCGCAUCUGCUGAUCACGUUGAACCGCGUCUGGGCGAUCAUGUUCCCCAUUUCAUACAAACACCUCCAUACGCGCAACAUGGCCAAAUACAUCUGCAUUGGUUUCGCAGUGUACUGUCAUGUGAUGAUCUUGCCCUUUAUCCUCAUCGACUUCAUCUACUACCGUGGUCCAACACUCAACGUUCAGUAUUGUGACGUCAACGUCGAAGCGCAGGGACAGUACUCCAAUUUUCUGUUGUAUGUGUUCUAUCAAAUGCCCAUGUUUGCUGUUAUCUGCGCCUAUCCCUUGCUGUACUGGAAGAGUGCGACCGCGCGGAAGGUUACGGUGGCGAAUGGGAAUACGAGUAAAGUGCCCAGCGGAGCAUCGGCUAUGGAUAAGACGAUGGACACCCGCUUGUCAAAUACGGGCUUGAAGCCAGCAAAACCGGUUAAGCAGAAGGAUGGGACGCGAAAGCCUUUCUAUGUUCUGACGGCCAUGACGCUGAGUGUGCUGAUUUGCUGGGGUCCAACAAAGGUGUACAACAUAAUCCAAAACGUAUCGCCGUGGGACGAGUGCAAUCAGGGUGUUGCGGAAUUCCGGAAGAUUGGUGAAGUUCUGUAUGCGAUGCAGAUGUUUAUUGAUCCGGUGCUGUUUGCCAUGGUUCUGUCUGAUCUGCGGGCCGUCAUUGGGAAACUCCUCCAGCAACUGUUCUGCAAAAGCUGA